Messenger RNA from Ectocarpus siliculosus, 129 nucleotides. Lineage: Eukaryota; Phaeophyceae; Ectocarpales; Ectocarpaceae. The record is from the annotation of a GenBank genome assembly.
AUGACUGAUUCAGGAUUCGAGAAACCCGAGUUUUACAACUUCCCCCCCUUCUUCACUCUACAGCCUGUGCUGGCAACCCGAGUUCUUCAGUCGAUUAUUAGGGACCCAGUGACCGUUGCAGACCCAUGA